UAAGUGGUUAAAAAAGUUAACGGUCGAACACGUUUUAUGUGCAUAAAUCUGGGGGGAAUAUUGUUUCUAUUUUUUAUUAUUGAAACUGGCAUUUUUAAAAAUCUGUUUAGGGAAAUAUACACUGGUGAUUAGCAAUGUUGUGGACAAGUAACGACGAUCCAGAAUCAACGCCGACGGAGCCAAACGAACUACAGGAUGAAAAUAAUUCUAGUGUACCAGAUUCUAAGCCGAGACCAAAAGCAAGAAGAGAUGACAGUGACUUUUCUGACCCAGUUUUCAAAAAGCUUUCUAGGUUAAAUGGAGAAGUUAACCAGAUGACAAAAGAAGAGUUGAAAGUUAAACUGACAACUUUGAGACUAGAUUCUAGAGGUGUGAAGGAUAUUCUGAAACGCCGUUUAAAAAACUACUACAAGAAACAAAGUCUGAUGAAGGCACAUAUUAAAUCUCCGGGCAACACAAAGUUUGACUACCUUCUCGUCAUCGACUAUGAAGCGACCUGCAUGGAAAACAACACAAACUACAAACAUGAAAUCAUCGAGUUCCCUGGUGUGCUUAUUGAUGUCCAGGAAAUGAAGAUUGUGGACGAAUUCCACUGUUACUGUAAGCCGCAACUAAACCGUCGUCUCACAGCUUUCUGUACACAGCUGACAGGUAUAACUCAGGAGAAGGUGGAUGCUGCUGCGGAGUUCCCAGAAGUUUUGUCCAGGUUUCAGGAGUGGAUGUCUUCCCACCACCUUCACGAGUACUACAAAGUGGCCAUAGUAACAGAUGGGCCCUGGGACAUGAGUCGGUUUAUGUUCACGCAGUGUCAGCUGUCGGGUAUCUGUUAUCCUAGAUGGGCCAAGAAGUGGAUCAACAUCCGCAAACUGUAUUCAAACUACUACCAGUGUCGACGCUGCAGGAUUGAGGAAAUGUUGUCCCGACUGGGCAUGAAGUUCGAGGGAAACCUACACAGUGGGAUAGACGAUGCUCGCAACAUCGCCAGAAUCGCAAUGCACAUGCUUAAAGAUGGCUGUGCAUUCAAACUGAAUGAAUUUAUUAACAUUUACCAGCAUGGGGCAGCCAAACAAGUCCAGGCUGAGGUUGAAAUAAUAAACAAUAAAAUAUUUGAUGAUGAUGAUGAAGAAGAACAUAGUCCAGAAACCGAUGGUGAAUCGGUUGAUGGCGGUGUGACACGGAAACCUCUCAACACUGGUGUGACACCAUCACGGUCGACAUCUUCCUCACAAGAGUCACAGGUGUCGCAAUCGGUGUCGGUGCUGUCAUCGCGGGACUCCGAGCCGUCUCAGUCGGUGACCGCGCUCAGUUUGUCCGAGUCAGGGGAGAGUGUGGAUGACCUGAUUCACUAUUACAAACUGCAGUCUUUGUGAUACCCAGACAGUCUACAACACUUGGUACUACUAACUGCAGUCUUUGUGAUACCCAGACAGUCUACAACACUUGGUACUACUAACUGCAGUCUUUGUGAUACCCAGACAGUCUACAACACUUGGUACUACUAACUGCAGUCUUUGUGAUACCCAGACAGUCUACAACACUUGGUACUACUAACUGCAGUCUUUGUGAUAACCAGACAGUCUACAACACUUGGUACUACAAACUGCAGUCUUUGUGAUACCCAGACAAUCUACAACACUUGGUACUAUUAACUGCAGUCUUUGUGAUACCCGGACAGUCUACAACACUUGGUACUACUAACUGCAGUCUUUGUGAUACCAAGACAGUCUUCAACACUUGGUACUACAAACUGCAGUCUUUGUGAUACCCGGACAAUCUACAACACUUGGUACUACUAACUGCAGUCUUUGUGAUACCCGGACAGCCUUCAACACUUGGUACUACUAACUGCAGUCUUUGUGAUACCCGGACAGUCUACAACACUUGGUACUACUAACUGCAGUCUUUGUGAUACCCGGACAGUCUACAACAGUUUGUACUACUAACUGCAGUCUUUGUGAUACCCGGACAGCCUUCAACACUUGGUACUACUAACUGCAGUCUUUGUGAUACCCGGACAGUCUACAACACUUUGUACUACUAACUGCAGUCUUUGUGAUACCCGGACAGUCUACAACACUUUGUACUACUAACUGCAGUCUUUGUGAUACCCGGACAGUCUACAACACUUUGUACUACUAACUGCAGUCUUUGUGAUACCCAGACAGUCUACAACACUUGGUACUACUAACUGCAGUCUUUGUGAUACCCAGACAGUCUACAACACUUGGUACUACAAACUGCAGUCUUUGUGAUACCCAGACAGUCUACAACACUUGGUACUACAAACUGCAGUCUUUGUGAUACCCAGACAGUCUACAACACUUGGUACUACAAACUGCAGUCUUUGUGAUACCCAGACAGUCUACAACAUUUGGUACUACAAACUGCAGUCUUUGUGAUACCCAGACAGUCUACAACACUUGGUACUACUAACUGCAGUCUGUGUGAUACCAGACAGUCGUAAACACUUGGUACUACAAACUGCAGUCUUUGUGAUACUCAGACAGUCGUAAACACUUGGUACUACAAACUGCAGUCUUUGUGAUACCAAGACAGUCUUCAACACUUGGUACUACUAACUGCAGUCUUUGUGAUACCCAGACAGUCUACAACACUUGGUACUACAAACUGCAGUCUUUGUGAUACCCAGACAGUCUACAACACUUGGUACUACAAACUGCAGUCUUUGUGAUACCCAGACAGUCUACAACACUUGGUACUACAAACUGCAGUCUUUGUGAUACCAAGACAGUCUUCAACACUUGGUACUACUAACUGCAGUCUUUGUGAUACCCAGACAGUCUACAACACUUGAUACUACAAACUGCAGUCUUUGUGAUACCAGACAGUCUACAACACUUGGUACUACAAACUGCAGUCUUUGUGAUACCCAGACAGUCGUAAACACUUGGUACUACAAACUGCAGUCUUUGUGAUACCAAGACAGUCUUCAACACUUGGUACUACUAACUGCAGUCUUUGUGAUAUCCAGACAGUCUACAACACUUGGUACUACAAACUGCAGUCUUUGUGAUAUCCAGACAGUCUACAAUACUUAGUACUACAAACUGCAGUCUUUGUGAUACCCACACAGUCUACAACAUUUGGUACUACAAACUGCAGUCUUUGUGAUAUCCAGACAGUCUACAACACUUGGUACUACAAACUGCAGUCUUUGUGAUAUCCAGACAGUCUACAACACUUGGUACUACAAACUGCAGUCUUUGUGAUACCCAGACAGUCUACAACACUUGGUACUACAAACUGCAGUCUUUGUGAUACCAAGACAGUCUUCAACACUUGGUACUACUAACUGCAGUCUUUGUGAUACCCAGACAGUCUACAACACUUGGUACUACAAACUGCAGUCUUUGUGAUAUCCAGACAGUCGUAAACACUUGGUACUACAAACUGCAGUCUUUGUGAUACCAAGACAGUCUUCAACACUUGGUACUACUAACUGCAGUCUUUGUGAUACCCAGACAGUCUACAACACUUGGUACUACAAACUGCAGUCUUUGUGAUACCCAGACAGUCUACAACAGUUUGUACUACUAACUGCAGUCUUUGUGAUACCCGGACAGCCUUCAACACUUGGUACUACUAACUGCAGUCUUUGUGAUACCCGGACAGUCUACAACACUUUGUACUACUAACUGCAGUCUUUGUGAUACCCGGACAGUCUACAACACUUUGUACUACUAACUGCAGUCUUUGUGAUACCCAGACAGUCUACAACACUUUGUACUACUAACUGCAGUCUUUGUGAUACCCAGACAGUCUACAACACUUGGUACUACUAACUGCAGUCUUUGUGAUACCCAGACAGUCUACAACACUUGGUACUACAAACUGCAGUCUUUGUGAUACCCAGACAGUCUACAACAUUUGGUACUACAAACUGCAGUCUUUGUGAUACCCAGACAGUCUACAACAUUUGGUACUACAAACUGCAGUCUUUGUGAUACCCAGACAGUCUACAACACUUGGUACUACAAACUGCAGUCUUUGUGAUACCCAGACAGUCUACAACACUUGGUACUACAAACUGCAGUCUUUGUGAUACCCAGACAGUCUACAACACUUGGUACUACAAACUGCAGUCUUUGUGAUACCCAGACAGUCUACAACAUUUGGUACUACAAACUGCAGUCUUUGUGAUACCCAGACAGUCUACAACACUUGGUACUACUAACUGCAGUCUGUGUGAUACCAGACAGUCGUAAACACUUGGUACUACAAACUGCAGUCUUUGUGAUACUCAGACAGUCGUAAACACUUGGUACUACAAACUGCAGUCUUUGUGAUACCAAGACAGUCUUCAACACUUGGUACUACUAACUGCAGUCUUUGUGAUACCCAGACAGUCUACAACACUUGGUACUACAAACUGCAGUCUUUGUGAUACCCAGACAGUCUACAACACUUGGUACUACAAACUGCAGUCUUUGUGAUACCCAGACAGUCUACAACACUUGGUACUACAAACUGCAGUCUUUGUGAUACCAAGACAGUCUUCAACACUUGGUACUACUAACUGCAGUCUUUGUGAUACCCAGACAGUCUACAACACUUGAUACUACAAACUGCAGUCUUUGUGAUACCAGACAGUCUACAACACUUGGUACUACAAACUGCAGUCUUUGUGAUACCCAGACAGUCGUAAACACUUGGUACUACAAACUGCAGUCUUUGUGAUACCAAGACAGUCUUCAACACUUGGUACUACUAACUGCAGUCUUUGUGAUAUCCAGACAGUCUACAACACUUGGUACUACAAACUGCAGUCUUUGUGAUAUCCAGACAGUCUACAAUACUUAGUACUACAAACUGCAGUCUUUGUGAUACCCACACAGUCUACAACAUUUGGUACUACAAACUGCAGUCUUUGUGAUAUCCAGACAGUCUACAACACUUGGUACUACAAACUGCAGUCUUUGUGAUAUCCAGACAGUCUACAACACUUGGUACUACAAACUGCAGUCUUUGUGAUACCCAGACAGUCUACAACACUUGGUACUACAAACUGCAGUCUUUGUGAUACCAAGACAGUCUUCAACACUUGGUACUACUAACUGCAGUCUUUGUGAUACCCAGACAGUCUACAACACUUGGUACUACAAACUGCAGUCUUUGUGAUAUCCAGACAGUCGUAAACACUUGGUACUACAAACUGCAGUCUUUGUGAUACCAAGACAGUCUUCAACACUUGGUACUACUAACUGCAGUCUUUGUGAUACCCAGACAGUCUACAACACUUGGUACUACAAACUGCAGUCUUUGUGAUACCCAGACAGUCUACAACACUUGGUACUACAAACUGCAGUCUUUGUGAUACCCACACAGUCUACAACAUUUGGUACUACAAACUGCAGUCUUUGUGAUAUCCAGACAGUCUACAACACUUGGUACUACAAACUGCAGUUUUUGUGAUAUCCAGACAGUCUACAACACUUGGUACUACAAACUGCAGUCUUUGUGAUACCCAGACAGUCUACAACACUUGGUACUACAAACUGCAGUCUUUGUGAUACCAAGACAGUCUUCAACACUUGGUACUACUAACUGCAGUCUUUGUGAUACCCAGACAGUCUACAACACUUGGUACUACAAACUGCAGUCUUUGUGAUAUCCAGACAGUCGUAAACACUUGGUACUACAAACUGCAGUCUUUGUGAUACCAAGACAGUCUUCAACACUUGGUACUACUAACUGCAGUCUUUGUGAUACCCAGACAGUCUACAACACUUGGUACUACAAACUGCAGUCUUUGUGAUACCCAGACAGUCGUAAACACUUGGUACUACAAACUGCAGUCUUUGUGAUACCAAGACAGUCUUCAACACUUGGUACUACUAACUGCAGUCUUUGUGAUACCCAGACAGUCGUAAACACUUGGUACUACAAACUGCAGUCUUUGUGAUACUCAGACAGUCGUAAACACUUGGUACUACAAACUGCAGUCUUUGUGAUACUCAGACAGUCUACAACACUUGGUACUACAAACUGCAGUCUUUGUGAUACCCAGACAGUCGUAAACACUUGGUACUACAAACUGCAGUCUUUGUGAUACUCAGACAGUCGUAAACACUUCUCUUUUUCUUUUCUUUUUUAUCCCACUGCCCCCUUUCCUAUUUCUCCUUUGACUUCCAUCUCAUUUCUUCCCGAUCUGGCAGCUCCUAUCUUUCAACUUCUGUUGCUGUCCACCUCCAUAUCCCGUGCCACAGACCCGACAUUCCCCAAUAGCUCUAGCUGGGCUUAGUGUAACCACUUUGGAGAGUGUUUAGUAGUUACUUCUGGCAUUGUUAAGAGGCACUUGUAACCACCUACUAUAAUCCCCUAAUACCGGUGGUCGUUAGUGCCGUGGGUCAGACCAGUGUUAGCGGCAGAGGACAAGGAUGCCACGUGGGUGCAGUAGUCUACAACACUUGGUACUACAAACUGCAGUCUUUGCGAUACAGGGGUGGGACAUAGCCCUGUGGUAAAGCACUUGCUUUAUGAGUAUUUGGUUUAGGAUAGACCCCCCCCCCCCCCCCCCCCCCCCCCAUCGGUGGGCCCAUUAGGCUGUUUCUCGUUCCAGCCAGUGCAC
Messenger RNA from Gigantopelta aegis, 6589 nucleotides. Its product is annotated as 3'-5' exoribonuclease 1-like. Gene Ontology annotation, biological process: exonucleolytic trimming to generate mature 3'-end of 5.8S rRNA from tricistronic rRNA transcript (SSU-rRNA, 5.8S rRNA, LSU-rRNA). Gene Ontology annotation, molecular function: nucleic acid binding; 3'-5'-RNA exonuclease activity. Bases 135 to 1370 code for a protein of 411 amino acids. NCBI's taxonomy places the organism in Eukaryota, Metazoa, Mollusca, Gastropoda, Neomphalida, Peltospiridae. The transcript is spliced from 7 exons. The record is from RefSeq and is a predicted model, not a curated record. Gene Ontology annotation, cellular component: nucleolus; cytoplasm.